Messenger RNA from Lobosporangium transversale, 5129 nucleotides. Its product is annotated as WD40-repeat-containing domain protein. Gene Ontology annotation, cellular component: mitotic spindle. The coding region runs from base 299 to 5062 and encodes 1587 amino acids. Gene Ontology annotation, biological process: regulation of mitotic cell cycle; mitotic spindle organization. NCBI's taxonomy places the organism in Eukaryota, Fungi, Mortierellomycota, Mortierellomycetes, Mortierellales, Mortierellaceae. The transcript is spliced from 10 exons. The record is from RefSeq and is a predicted model, not a curated record. Gene Ontology annotation, molecular function: protein binding.
CUAAUCUUGAAAAUGCUCUCUCUCUUUUUUGUUUUGUUUUUCCUUUCCUUCUCCUUCGCCAUCUUAUUCCUAUUGAGUCAAUGUCCCCUAUUUUACUUCUUUAAGCCUUCAUAAAAACAUCCUUUUUUUUUCUGGCUUAAUUCCAUUUCUUCUUUUGCUCGCUUCAUUCCAUCUUUGAUUGAGCUCGCAUUAAAAGUAUUGAGGAAUGAACUUGAAUUGUUCUCAAACAUCAUUAUAGACCAUUUUUCAAAAUUCCAAGUUCUUAAUUGUUAAUUCAUUCAAUACAAAGAAAAGUAAUAUGUUGCGGGCAACAAGAAAACCCUCGAGUAACUAUACCGCCUCCGAAAGCAAUGGAGUAUCUGGCCCAGCACCGACCAGUCCUGCCAUGAGGCGUAAGCGCAAGGAGACCGAAUGUCUGAUCAAGCUCGAGCGCGUCUUGGGCUUAACAACGAACAAACCCAUGAUCCUCUCAGUUAAUCCGACCCACGAUUUGGUUGCCUAUGCGGCAGGCUGUGUCGUUGUCCUAUAUAAUCAUAAGCUUAAUAAGCAGGUUGGCCUCUUGUGUACCUCAACUCUUAAGAAGCAAUCUUCCUCAGGUGACUCGGGAGCUGGAAAUGGCUCAAAGUCACCGAGAACAACUCCAAGCAGCAAUGGAAUUCAAUGGAUGAACAACUCAAUGGCAGGCGCGAAUAUUAACCCUUUAGCUGGUCUGAUGCCCAUGUCAUCGUCUGACGGAACGGGUCCCUCUGGAAAUUCAAACAGCACCAAGAAUAACAAGCCAAAACCAAUAUCUUGUCUUUCUUUCUCGUCUGAUGGGCAGUACCUAGCGGUUGGAGAGACAGGACAUCAGCCACGGAUAUUGAUCUGGGACGUUAUUUCACAAGCCUUAGUCGGUGAGCUUCAAGGACACAAGUUUGGCGUACAAGCUGUCCAGUUUGCGCCCACCUCAAGGUAUCUUGUGUCGCUAGGUUUCCAGCAUGAUGGCUACAUACACGUGUGGAACUGGAGAACAAGCUCACAGAUUGCUAGCAACAGAGUCACUACAAGAGUUAGUGCCUUGGCAUUUUCUCCCGAUGGCUCCUUCUUUGUCACGGCUGGCUUGCGGCAUGUCAAAUUCUGGUACUUGAAUAUCGGGUCAAAUAAGCGAGGCGGGCUCAGUGGAUCAAUGCCCAAUACGCAAGUUCUAGACGGUCGGUCAGGGAUUCUCGGAGAGCUUCGCCAUGGCAACUUUGUAGAUGUAGUCUGUAGUCGAGAUAGUAAAUACACAUAUGCGAUCACGGCAAACGGCAUCCUCUGCUUGUUUUCAGAAGGGCGUGCAUUAGAAAAAUGGAUUGAUCUCCAUAUCCGUGGCGCAUAUUCUCUCAAUCUAGACGAGAAGGCAAUUAUCUGCUCUUGCUCAGACGGUAUCAUCAGAUUAUUCGAACCUGAGACAUUAGAGUACAUAGGAACCUUGCCAAAGCCCUCACCCGUAGGCACUUUUGCUGGAAAUAUGGAAACAAACCAACAAGUAGAUGACAUAGCCAAUCCUGUCUAUCCUGACGUCCUCGCAUCUCAAUAUGAUGCUUCCUCAGGCACUUUGAUCUGUAUUUGCUCCGACCGCUCGCUUUACGUGUGGGAUAUUCAUGACUAUAGCAACCCGGUUGUCUCUAAAAGCCAUAUUUUCCACUCUGAUUGUGUCUGGGGUGCAGAGGUCCUACCAUCACCCCCAGAUGAUGGUGCCGCAACAAAUCCUUUUCCCGCAGAUACAUUCCUCACAUACUCUGCAGAUGGGUCCAUUAAAUUCUGGAACUUGGAUGACAGUAUGUCUUCAUUUCCUCCAUUAUCCGAACAAAAGGAAAAGGAUCAGAUUUCAUCACAUCCAAGUAAGGAGGUCCUGCGUGUUCUGUAUGUCGAUAGGGAGUGUCAGGCAUGGAUUCAAGUCCCAGAAAUCCAAGAUGGCAUGGAGCCUGGAUACAACGUUGUUCCUUUAGAGUGCGGGAUCCGUACUAUCAGGAUUAGCUCCGAUGGGCGUUACUUGGCUUCUGGAGAUAAGGGGGGGAACCUCCGGGUGCAUGAUCUGUUAACUCUGGAGCAAGUAACCUAUCAGGAAGCGCAUGAUACUGAGAUUCUAACCAUUGAUUUCACGGAUCCAACCUUGAAAGAUGCGCCUUUCCUAUUGGCGACUGCUGGCAGGGAUCGUUUACUGCAUGUAUUUGACAUCCGGAACGAUUAUGCAUUACUUCAGACCUUGGAUGAUCACUCGUCAUCUAUCACUUGUAUACGAUUCACGGCGGAUGGGUCACGUAUGAUGAGUUGUGGUGCAGACAAGAGUAUUGUCUUCCGUAAUUGUCAAAAGAUAGAGGAUGGAUUAUCCUUUCAGCCUUACCACCAAGCCCCUGGACGAGCAACAUUUUAUGAUAUGGGGAUGCACGAUGCUACUCAAACAAUAUCUGUGGUUGCCGGUGAUAGGAGAUUCAAUGUCUUUAGUCUGGAAACCGGGAAACCUAUCAGGUCUUUCAAAGCUGACGCCAAAGGUGACGAUAUGACAGCUGGUAUGGCUGAGGUUUGCAGCAUGACACAUAUCUGCCUGGAUCCCACCGGAACUAUCGCCGCGGCAUCAGGUAGCGACAAAUCAAUCAGGAUCUACGACCUUCUUCAUGGGACAUGUCUUGCACACAUGGUUUGCCAUUCAGAGCUAGUAACAAGUCUCAAGUUCAUGAGUAAUUAUGAGCGCAUCAUUUCCACUAGUGCUGACGGAUGUGUAUUGGUGUGGAGAGUGUCCAAGGAAGUUGUGAAGCGUAUCACAAGCCGAAUUCAAGAAAACAUCACCUUACCCAGCUAUAUGCAGACGAAGACAGCCGAAAAACUACUAGCUCGCAAUACUUCAACAAAUCAUAGCUCGAGACCCCAAAGAGCGAAAAAGCUAAGUAAUAGGCUAAGUACCUAUGCCAGUGACCACUUUGUGUCCUCGCGCAGAGGCUCUACGACAUCCCUUGCUAGUGAGGAUUGUGAAGUGCAGCCAGACGAGAGUUCGGAACGAGUCACUCAUAAUGUCACUAAAGAUUCGCAGAGAGAUGAUACCUCAAAGGAGAGCUUUUCACCAGUUACUGCAGCCUCAGUGAGGAGGGCGUCAGGGCCACGAGCCAGAGUCACUGCGUCUAUUUCAAAGACAACGACCUCUCGCUCCCGACACAGCUCUAGCUCGCAGCCUUCAGUUGCUCCAUCCCGCUCAGGCACUCUGCAGGAGCAGUCUACCUCGAACAAGAGUGUUGCAAAGGAAAAGACUGCGCUUCCACCUUCAUCCCGCAAAUCUCCAGGACUAAAUCCUUUGUCUCUUCAUUCAAUUAGUCCGAGGCCUAAUAAGAGUACUCUUCUGGUUCCAAGCAAUCCUCGACCUAGAGCCACAUCUUUGACAGUGCCGACUGAGAAGACGCUCAAGAUGGAUGGUGUCAAAGCAAAGGAUAUGCCAUCAUCGAGGCAAGUCUUGAGUGACUAUACGCAAGAAGACCCACCAACUGCUCCAGGGGAGGAUGAUGAUUCUCUACUGAGCGAUGACACACAAUCCGGGAUUGAAGAUAAGCCAACUCGUCAUUCCAGCAAAAGCCUCCUAAAGUCAGCAUUAAGCUUGAAGCCUAGUGAGGGCACUUUGAGUGAUCCAGCCCAAAUGAGUGAGGAUACUACUGACGGCACAGAGGAUCACGAGAUGGCAAUGGCAGCUACUACUGAAGGGAGCGAAAACGAGCCUGCGGAUGAAUCCGGAGCGUCAGAGGAGCCCGACAGAGACGAUGAUGAUGCAGAUGACAGCGUCAGCGACACUGGUAGUGACAACGAGAUUUUAUCUCCACGAGAACGUCGUAAUAUUGGCCUAAGCUGCGACACCACAAGCUUUGGGGAAGGAGAGUUUAUGAAGGAUUCACCCGCAUCUGGAGGAAGUUACCAAGUGACAUCGCCCAAUGGCCGAAUGACGAGCAUGCGUCCGAACACACUUACUCGAAGCAGCCUGAGUACUAGAUUCCUAGCUGCACAUGCCGCGUCUGUGAUGAUGGGAUUAGUCCAGAGCGCAAGGGAAGAGAAACUUUCGGCGGGAAGCAAGGAUGAUCCCCGAGAGAAUGCGGCCAUUUCAACACCCACACCUGAGGACCCACACGGACAUCUUGAUCAUUCAAAAAAACAGGGCGACCUCUCAAAUUCAGAUAAAAACAGCGCUUCAGCACCUAAGAAAGAGUCAGAUGCUCUUGAUCGUCCACUGGAAGAGCGGCUCAACUUGCAGUCACUCAACAUGGCUGCUUUGAAGUGGAAGCAACGAAGCCUAGGCAAUCGCGAUGGGCAGGAGAAUGAUAACACUAGACCAUUAUCAUUAAGCAUCGUUCGCCCUGGAUUGAAGUCUGAAGACUACUCAAAGGAAGUCGAGCGUACUAGGCAACGUUUAUUGGAGCUUGGAUAUUUGCCUACACAGGGGGGUACGCAGCAGACGGGCUCAUCAGUAGCGUUAGCCUCCUCCAAAGAGAAUUUGAAGACAUCAGAUAAUGGGACUCAAGAUGACAAACCAACAUAUAAUCUUGAUUCCGCUAAUAGUGAAGCGCAUUUAUCAUCGCCACAUACACCAAAACAAGCUCCUCCGCUCAGAAGCAUAGGGAUCCUGGCAUCCCCAGCGUUAGUCACUAGUCCUGAAGGAAUGGAUCAGGAAAUAAUGGCAGAAUCUCUAGAUAAAGCGAUUAAAUCACAAUUCGAAUCUAAUGAAUCUGUAGAGAGCAAGGAGGAUAUGGUAAGCGGGACGCAGCAAAAAGACAUCCUUCAGCGCCACCAGAAAGAUGAUGAAAAUUACAAUAAUGAACAGGAUUUGCGAGGUGCAUUGGAACGGAUAUCUUCUCUAAUUUCGCAUCAUGCCGUAGUAACAGCAACUAUUUCGGCAAAGCAACAAGACCAUGUAGACGAAGGAGAAGGUAUGACUACAGCAGAGAGGUCAGAACGCAUUCAUAAGUCAAAACAAUGGAUGUUACAGACGCGAGAGGGAUUACUGAACCUUGUGGGCGAAGUACAAGGCCAUUUGUGGGCUUUGGAGAGAAGUGGCAGUGAAAAUUGAUUGAGAAGUUUAAUUAAUUUAGACUUUACGCCUAGCAAGUUGAAUUAGACUAUAAACACUAUAAAAG